ACCAGAACAAAUUAGCCGAUCAUCAACCAACAUGGGAAUGGCAGCCCCAGUAAGAGCAAGCUUUGCUCAUGGCGCUUGUGAUCAGUGGCAAUGUCAUUCUAGAUUGUCAGCUACCAUCCAGAAGCACCCGCCCAUGUUACCCAAAGUCAGGUUACCUCUCCCGCCUAGUUCAAAAUCAAACACUCUCUACUCUAACAAUACUAGUACUCCUCCAAUUCCAACGCCGCCGAUCAGGCCCCACCGGAAGAACCACACAACUGUGACUACCAAGAGGAGGAGGAAGAAGAAGAAGAAUGGGAAGGAGUCGAGAUGCAGCACCUCCGAUAUUCUGCGGCUGAUGGAUGGCCUCCUAGUCCCAAUAGCAGCUACAGCUGACAACAGCAUUUACGCCUCUCUGAUCAACGAUUGCUCCGACUCCGGCGCAGCUCUCGACUUACAGGCCCAUCUUACUAGGAAGAGCCGCCUCAACUCACCACCUCCUUUACACUUGCUCAACCGCCUUCUUCUGCGUCACGUCAGCAACGGUCGUUUAGACAGUGCCCACCAACUGUUUGAUGAAAUGCCGCGCAAGGACUUCAACUCAUGGGCCACCUUGAUAGCUGCUUAUGCCCACAAUGCCGAUUACCCGGAAGCCUUGAGGUUAUUUCUGACCAUGCUGCACCAAAAGGAGUAUGAUGUCAGCAUGUUUGAGUUUCCUGCUUGGAUCAUGGCUUGCCUUCUCGACGCUGCGAUGGAAAUGAGAUUAGGGGAGCAACUCCAUGGCUGCUGCCUCAAGUUGGGUCACGCUAAUCAUGAUAUGUUUGUCGCCGCCUCCUUGAUCAACUUCUACAGCAGAUUGAGGUGCCACGGAGCUGCGCACCGCGCCUCCCUGGGGCUCUCGCAGCCUAAUGCCCUGACAUGGACCGCUAGAAUGAUCAACAACUCUAGAGGAGAGCGGUUUUUCGAUGUGAUCAGUGACUUCAAGGAAGUAGGGAGGGCUGGGAUAAACAAGAACACUUGUAUGAUCUCUUGUGUACUCAGGGCGUGUGCGAGGAUGUAUGAUCGUGGCCUCAGCGGAAGACAAGUUCAUGCCAAUGCUAUCAAACUUGGAGUUGAAACCGAUUAUUUCCUGCACUGUGGGUUGGUCGAUAUGUACGGAAGAAAUGGACUACUUGGAGAUGCGAAACUGGUGUUCCAGACAAUCCAUGAUACAAAAUCAACUGCGUGUUGGAAUGCCAUGCUCACAAGUUACUUGCGGAAUGGGUUACACAUUGAAGCCCUUAAGUUUCUGUAUCAGAUGAAGGCAGACGGGUUGCAGCCUCAAGAGUAUCUGAUGGAUCAAGUGAGGAUUGCUUGCGCUAGUGAUGGUCUAUAAAGUAUGAAUAUGCUAAUCUUGGGAUGAUCUAUUAUAAGCAGAUGCAACGGAAACAAUGAAUUAUACAUGUACUCUUCAAGGGAUAUACUCAGAAAAGAUUAGGCCGACAUAUAUGCGGAUGAUGUUGGACCA
This is a messenger RNA of Argentina anserina (silverweed cinquefoil), 1486 nucleotides long. Its product is annotated as pentatricopeptide repeat-containing protein At1g31790. The record is from RefSeq and is a predicted model, not a curated record. NCBI's taxonomy places the organism in Eukaryota, Viridiplantae, Streptophyta, Magnoliopsida, Rosales, Rosaceae. Gene Ontology annotation, biological process: RNA modification. Gene Ontology annotation, molecular function: RNA binding; protein binding. Gene Ontology annotation, cellular component: intracellular membrane-bounded organelle. The transcript has a single exon. The coding region runs from base 32 to 1354 and encodes 440 amino acids.